Molecule: messenger RNA, 599 nt
Organism: Corylus avellana
Lineage: Eukaryota; Viridiplantae; Streptophyta; Magnoliopsida; Fagales; Betulaceae
Source: RefSeq, a predicted model, not a curated record
AUGUACUUGCAGAAUGCAAUCUUGGCACCACACUACAACUUGAACAGCCACAGCGUGAUUUUUGCGAUUAGAGGCAACGGCAGGAUUCAGGUGGUGAGACACGACGGACAGAACAUAUUUGACGGGGAGCUCCGGGAGGGUCAAGCUCGGACGGUGCCACAGAACUUCGCUGUGAUUAAGAAGGCGGGAAGUGAGGGAUUCGAGUGGGUGGCUUUCAAGACCAACGACAACGCCUUGAGAAACCCACUCGCCGGAAGGCUGUCGGCCAUCCGGGCAAUUCCAGAGGAUGUGUUAAUUAACUCGUACCGCAUUAACAGGGAGCAAGCAAGAAGGUUGAAGUUUAGCCGGGACGAGUCGACUGUGUUUAGCUCCGAAUCUGCGCAACGGAGGAGGUACUAAGCUUCUGUGCACCCCCAAUGUAACUUCCAUCAUCAAAACUUAGUAGUAGUAGUAUGAGUAGUACGGAAUAAGGCCCUCCAAGGCAUGGGAGGGUAACAAAGCUAGUUUGGUACCAUCUACGUUGUACUUGUAAGUAAAAGUAACUGCGGGAAUGGACGUUUAAAAUGUAUGAGUUUAAUAAAAUAUUCUCGUUUUCAUCU